AGCGUGAUGACGCUUCCAUUGCAGUGAGGCUCAGGUGUAUAACGGGAACCGGGGAUGCUGGAGCUACUAACAAACGCUUACAAAACUACUAUUAUCGCAUUCGUGCAUUUUUCUACAUUUUAAUAUAACGUAAAGCAUUUCGCUUCCGGUGUAGGGGAGGCGAAAAUGAGGACGCAAAUGUUCAAGUGCUGCAUGCGGAGCCCGCCGUUUCCUUUGAUGUCCGAGGGUAACGCCUCCAAAAAGAAAUACACCUAUCAGUGAUGGUUAUGGAGCAUGAUGGACGUCCCCUCAGCCAAUCAGAGCCAGACACCCUGCCAGCCGUGGGCGGGUCAGAAGGACUGGUCCACAGCUUCACCUCCAAGACACCUCUUUGACCCUCUGCCCAGCUUUCAGCAUCUCAACCUGAGGUCUCCUUCUGAUUACACUCCCUGCUACAACCACCUCCAGAUGUCCAGCUCCAGCUUCCAGAGAGACUUCACUGUAUUUUCACCCAAUAACAACAAUCCUCAUAACAGCUUGUUACAUGUUAAUAACACUGACCACAGUGUGCAGCCAGUCAUUCCUGAUGUUUCAGCCACGAUUCCAGCUGCAAGCCAAGGAAGUAACAUGAAUGAAGGCAUUCGUCCUUGUGACACCCAAUGGACAUCACUUCAUUCCCCUCACAACCCUUACCAAGCUGUAGCUCAACAUUUCCAGCAUCCCUACACACAGCAGGAUUUAGUAAAUGGACCUCAGUCACCACAUCAAAAUCAUUUGCCCAUUAGGCCUCCAUUAUAUGGAAACGAGAGUCCACAGUGUAUACCUCAGCCUGCAUUUGAGGGAGCAAAUGCCAGAUCAUCUGCUGUAUUUACUCACAAUCAUGCCUCGCCCACAUCUCCCAUCGAACAGCAGCCUCAGUGGACACUUCCAGCACACUCUGGAGAAAACAUAAACCAGUUUGUUCCCACUGCAGCUGCACAGGUCAAAAGCUUCACACCUCAGUCUCAUAACUCUGAAUCUCGUUAUGGUCUGGACCCAGAGCUCCUGCCUAGCGCUGUGAAGGUGAUGACGGAAGACAAGGCUGAGUGGGAGGGGAAGGUUUUUACCUCUGAGCCUUUUUCCAGUCUUCCUCCAUUGGCAACUACUUCCUAUAUCGUAGAGGACAGAGGUAAUGCAAGUCCUUUUGCCAUCCGCUCCACUUCGUACUGUGUGCCCUGUGAGGGUCAGGCCGCUCUGCUUAGCCGUCUGCCGCUGGGCGCUCUGAUCACCCCUCUGGUAAAACAAAGUGCUGAAGAGAAGCCUCUCCCACUGUGCAAAGAGACAGAGUGUGUUGUGGGCUGUGGGGGGUGUGGAGCUUCCAUGUGUCCAGCGAUGGGCUGGCAGGAUUGUGGUCAAAGGUUUUACUGCCCCUUCUGUGGCAAACUCAGUGAAGUACCAUGGCAGCACUACCAGCCUACCAAUGGUGUGAACGGGGUUCGGGUUGAUAAGGAGAAGAGGCCUGAACUCAGCACGGGGUCAUAUGAAAUCCUCAAUUCUCAGAAGGGGGAAGCUGCUGCACUCCUUCUAGCCAUAGAUGUGUCUGUCUCAGCACUGAGAGGAGGACACUUGGAAUUCGUAACACAACAAAUACAAAUGCUGCUUAACUCUAUGAAAAGGGAGGAUGGUGAUGCUUUAGAUGUCCGUGUUGGUUUGAUGACGUAUGACAGCAGGAUCCACCUCUACGACCUCAGUCCUGAACUGUCCCGCCCACACAUGCUGGUCAUCACAGAGACAGAAGACCUGCAGCUUCCUGUGAGGGAGGGACUUCUGGUGCCCCUCAAAGACUGUAUCAGCAGCAUCGACAGCGUGUUACAACUCGUUCCUCAGUUCAACACAGAAGGAACUGACUCCGGUGGAGUUCCCAUGGAGCUGCCUGUCAAAGCAGGACUUGCUGUACUACAGGGUCUGGGUUGUCCUGGCAAGCUGCUGAUCUUCCAUACUACCUCUCUGAUAGAGACUGGACACACAAGCUCAGGCUUCUUUGGCACCAACAAACCAAAGUCCAUUUUUCAGCCAUCAGAACAGGUCGUGUCAGUGGUCAAGGAGUGCGUCCAUCAGGGAUGUGGUGUUCAUCUGUUUGUCCUCUCUCACCAAGAUGUGGGUGGGGCUUGGCCAGGCGACAUUCCAUAUUUGACAGGUGGAGCUCUGCACACUUACAGCCACCUCCAGGGAGAAUUGGACAGAGAGCGUUUCAGCACUGAUCUAAAGAGGACUGUAGAGACGCACACAGGCUACAAGGCUGAGCUCAGGAUAUUUGUCAGCAAAGAUUUACGCGUGUCCGGCUGUUACGGGCUGUUUGUUCCUGGUUCUAACCCUGGACGUGUCACCUUGGCCACCCUCGACAUGUGGACCACACUGGCUGUGGAGCUCGCACACACCAGAGCUCUGGAUGAGACGAGGGGCGUAGCCAUACAGGUUGUUUUAUCUUACACCCUCCAGACAGGAGACCGGAGGACCAGGGUUCACACUCUGACCCUGCGGUGCUCACGUCAGCUACAGGACACCUUUCGUCACUACCAGGCCCAAACACUACUCACCUUCUACUGCAAGAAGACUGGUUCUUCCUCAGUAUCUGCGAGCUCUUCCUGUUUACAUCAACAGCCUGAGGAAGAGUGAAGUGCUGCUGCCAGGCUUGAGGAGCUCCAUCCAUCAGCGCCUGCAGCAGCGCUGCCAGGUGCUGCGCAUGGACACCUGCAGCACUGCCACACACUUCUACCCUCUGCUGCUGCCUCUGCCUUUAUCAACUGACGGCUCCAACCUUCCAAAACCAGAGGAGGCACUGCGCUGCUCUGCAGCUAGCCUGGAGCCCAGAGGUCUUUAUUUGGUUCAUACACCCCUCACGCUGCUGCUAUGGGUGGGCACCCAAGUCCCAGCAUGCACACUGGUUGAGCUCUUCAACACCAGCUGUUUUUCAUCCCUGCCCUCUGGAGAGACCAAGCUGCCAGUUCUGGAAAACCAUCUGUCCAUCGGUAUCCGAUCCCUGAUCAACACACUGAACUCAGGGGCAUCGUGCACCCGCAAGCUGUGGGUGGUAAAGCAGGGCGACAGUUGCGAGGAGGCCCUGCAGCGCCACCUUGUGGAAGACAAGAGCCCCAAUGGAGGCGCGUCCUACGCAGACUUCCUCUACCAUCUCCACGUCAACUCUGUCCGCCUGCUGCAGUGAAACACAAACAUAUUUACAGAUGUGGAUACAACGUCUUUAACACAAGACGAAACCACAGAGUAUCCACCUCAAACAACAACCACAGGAGGAACAAAGCUCUCAUACAGUAAUGUAAUCGAGUAAUGAGGAAAGUCUAUAGUCAGAUAUAUAAGGAAUGCAUGGAGACAUUUCAAAUGAUGCAAUAUUUGAUCUGUUCAAGGACUGCUGUGAUAUUAUUUAUGUUUGUGUGACUUCUUUUGUUUUGAAUGGACUGUUCAUUUAUUCCUCUAUCAUGGAAAGUCUCUAAUCUUUGCCUGAGAUUUUUGUGUACGUGUGUCUCAGUGUGUGUGCGAUGCCCAGAAUGUGUUUCUGUGUGAGAAAUAUGUCCAAUAAAUAAAUGAACUCAGUCAAGAAGGGAAGUUUCAGGUGUCAUCUUGCAGCAGCAGAUUCAUUUGUGGCCAAAGGGGCAACUGUCUAAUGAGUCCACGUGGCUGAUAACAUUAAUUCACAGCAAUUAUGUUGCUACAAGCAACACUCAAGCAUGUUGCUGAAGCAUGGGCGAGGGGCUGCGGGGGGCACGUGUAGUUUGACACACUCUGUGAGGUUGUAGUUGAGCCCUGGGUGCUUUGAGCUAAAUGCCAACAAUUGCUCAUUGGCUCUCAACAGAAAAUAUGUAAAAAAAAAUGUUUCAGGUUUCUUUCAUAAAGUGCAUUGGACCAACAAACCAUGGUGGUGCCACUGCAAAGAAUACGAGAACAACAGAGUUUUCUCAAAAAACAGCGAAUAUAAACCUUGUGAUUUGGGUGAAACUACACAGUGUCAUAGAAUUACUGAAGGUAUUGUCUUCGUAUAUUUUGGGAACUGUAAAUUUACCUCGUCCACGAGUCAUUCUUUGAAAUAUCUGAGAUUAGAUUUAUUUCAGACCAACCCCUGUUGUAAUCUCUUCUUGUGAGGAAAGGUUUUAUUGACAGAAGUGCUUAAGUAGAAAGAGGUGCUUAUUUUUAAAUAACCUAUGAAGAUUUGAUCUCAUAACGACAGAGUUUAAAAGGUCGGUGCUGUAAUAUUAUUUGUCCUGCAGCGAAUGGUUUCUUUCAGAGGUAAUCUGAUUACCAGCAGCCAUCUGGGCCUGCAUCAAACUCUGUCUCAUUCUUAGUCCUCGUGUCUCUGAUCUCACAGCUUUUAUUUUUAGAUCUUGUUACCUUCUUAUCCUCCCAGAUUCUCACGAUUAAUCACAGUUAUUUUUUUGUGUGCAUUUCUCUGAAGAGUAUUUGUUUCUGUUCUAGCCCAUUUCAGGCUUUGCCGGCCAAUUUCACAAUGUCCUCUGUCCAGGUCUUGAGUCCAGCUCAUUAAGAAAAGACGCAGAUAGAACAUUCAACAUUCAUUAUUAGUCAGCGUGUCCUUCCAAGAAAUCUGCUAACUGCUGAGUUGAUGUCUGUAGUUCUUAUUGGCAGUGUGUAGGCUUUUCACGCAUUUUGGGUAGAGCUCAGAUCAGUGAAACCAUUUUCACUAAAGAGGAUGUGGACCUCAGGAAUAGAGGUUAAACUGCAACCAGUCAUUGUCCAACACUAUCUGAAAGGAAACUUGACUUCUUGGGAGAGUCCAGACGGUGAUGAGGGACAAAAGCUGUGGAUAAUCUGAAUCCUCACAAAUAAGUAAAAUAAACAAAAUUUAAAAUAAGAACAAGGUGGUAAAGAAGGUAUUCAGAUCCUUUACCUAAGUUAAAGUGCCAAAACUGCGCUUUAGAAAUAAGCUAUGAAAUAUAUACUGAGGUAGAACACUUUAGUAAAAGUACUUUUACAUACGCUUAACAUUAAAGUAACCAGUACUAAAUACAGUUUUGCACUUUUUCAUACUUAAUGAGAGUUUUUUAUUGUAUUUCCUGCACAGCUGUGUCCAUUACUUGACACAUAUUUGUUGUUUUGAGGAAGUCACGAAGAUGCUGAUGUAACUCUUCCUCAAACUUGAAGAGAAAACUUAUAUUUACUGCACACAUAGCGGCACGUUUUGACAGCAGAAACAAGCUCUCUCAUAUUUGCCCCUAUUUGGAAAUACGCACCAAGCUGGCGGGAGGUGUGUUCGAUUACGUUGUCGCGCUUGCCGUUGGACUGUUUGUCCACCAGAGAGCGACAAAGAGUCGAAACUCCGCUGCCGCUCAGGAAGCCGCGAACCAACUCAAGUUGACUGCGUCAAUUUAGCCGAGCUGAUCAGCACCAGACCGGAAAUUCA
Haplochromis burtoni (Burton's mouthbrooder) is the source of this 5386-nucleotide messenger RNA. RefSeq names its product protein transport protein Sec24C. Gene Ontology annotation, cellular component: COPII vesicle coat; endoplasmic reticulum exit site. Gene Ontology annotation, molecular function: SNARE binding; zinc ion binding. Lineage: Eukaryota; Metazoa; Chordata; Actinopteri; Cichliformes; Cichlidae. Gene Ontology annotation, biological process: COPII-coated vesicle cargo loading; intracellular protein transport; endoplasmic reticulum to Golgi vesicle-mediated transport. The record is from RefSeq and is a predicted model, not a curated record.